AUGGAUUUAUAUUCCUCCGGUGAAGAAGUGGUUGUUAAGACAAGAAAACCGUAUACAAUAACAAAACAAAGAGAACGAUGGACAGAAGAGGAACAUAAUAGAUUUCUAGAAGCCCUGAAGCUAUAUGGGCGAGCAUGGCAGCGCAUAGAAGAGCAUAUAGGAACAAAAACUGCUGUGCAAAUCAGGAGCCAUGCCCAAAAAUUCUUUUCUAAGUUGGAGAAGGAAGCUAUUGUAAAAGGUUCUGCAUUAGGACAAGCUCUUGACUUAGACAUCCCCCCUCCCCGGCCCAAAAGAAAACCAAGCAAUCCUUAUCCUCGCAAGACCAAUGUUGGGACCCCAACAUUAAAUAGUGGAGCAAAGUAUGGAAAGCCACUUAUUGCAGUUGCAUCUUCACAUGGUAAACAAGCAAUGGAUUUUGAGACAGAACCGCUUCCCGAGAAGCAUAAAGAUGAGGAAAGGCCAACAACUGCAAAAGAAAACAAUGAUGAAAAUUGCUCAAAAGUAUUUACAAUCCUCAAGGAGGCACCUUGUUCAUCUGUAUCUUCAGCAAUCAAGAGUUCAAUCUCAAUGUCAGUGCCACAGACAAAUUGCUGCAUCUUAAGGGAGUUUACACCUUCAGUGAAAAAUGUAAUAACUCAAGAUGAAACAUAUGAAUCUCUUCCUACCACAGAGAAUGAAAAUCGGAUGUUGGAGUUAGAUGAUGGGAAACACACACAAAAGACUGAUGGCACUUGUAAAACCUCUAAAUUGGAAAGCUCUUCUCCUAAAUCGGUUCAAGCUAAGAAAUCAGAUGAUCUUACUUCUGCAUUAACAGAUGAGAUGCAAAGUAAUCAGAACUACCCAAGGCAUAUCACUGUGCAUGUCGUUGAUGGGAACCUUGGAACCAGUACUCAAGACUCCACAUUUCAGCCAAUAGGAGGAAUUAAUGGGAAACCUAAUCUUUUCACAAAUUCAGCUGCAUCAAACACAAAUGAUAGUCAAAAUAACAUGGCACGGUCAUCUAUUCAUCAAUCAUUUACUUCUUGUCCUCCCUUUUCACAACAUAAUCACGAUGAUUACCAAUCCUUUCUCAACAUGUCUUCUACAUUUUCAAGUCUGAUUGUCUCUACCUUGCUGCAACACCCUGCAGCCCAUGCUGCAGCAAGUUUUGCUGCUACAUUUUGGCCCUAUGCAAAUGUAGAAUCUUCAGCUGAUUCUCCUGCUUGUUCUCAAGGAGGUUUUCCAUCUAGACAAAUUGGUUCACCUCCGAGUGUAGCAGCUAUUGCUGCUGCUACGGUAGCUGCUGCAACUGCAUGGUGGACAGCUCAUGGACUGCUUCCUUUGUGCGCUCCACUCCAUACAGCUUUUGCCUGUCCUCCUGCAUCAGCAACUGUUGUUCCAUCAAUGAAUAUCAGCGAAGUUCCACCUAAGACAGAACAAGGAGAUGUUACACUACAAAAUCCUCCUCUGCAAGAUCAUAUGCCAGAUCCAGAAGACUCGGAAGCUUUGCAAGCUCAACAUUCAGCUUCUAAGUCACCAGCUGUUUCUUCAUCUGAAUCAGAGGAGAGUGGAGAUGCCAAGUUAAAUACUUCAUCAAAGGCCACUAUGAAUCUUGAUAUAAACCAACCAAUUUCUGAGAACCUUAAUUCCAACCAAAUGGAGGGCAGGAAACCGGUAGACCGGUCUUCUUGUGGUUCCAACACAACCUCUGGCAGUGAAGAGACUGAUGCGCUAGAGAAGGAUGGGAAAGAAAAGGAAGAUCCCAAAACACCGGAUGCAGACCAUUUAGCUACUGAUCCUAGUAGUCGUCGAUAUAGAAGCAUUAGCAACAUUCUUGAUUCUUGGAAGGAGGUGUCUGAAGAGGGACGACUUGCCUUUCGGGCUCUAUUCUCCAGAGAGGUGUUGCCCCAAAGCUUUUCACCUCCUCCUGAUUUGAUAAAUAAGGACCAUCAGAUGGACAACAUGAAGGAUAAUGAGGAAAAAGGACACCAUAAAGAUCACCUUGACAGCAAGAAAUGCAGUUCUAAUUGUGACCGGUUGCAGCAAAACCUACCAUUUGUACAAAAUAACAGUGAGGAGGAGGGACUGCUAACCUUAGGUCUUGGACAAGGUAAACUUAAGACUCGUCGAACAGGGUUUAAACCUUACAAAAGAUGUUUAGUAGAAGCCAAGGAAAACAGGACCGGAACGGCCUGUAAUCAAGUCGAAGAGACUGGUCCCAAGAGGAUACGCCUGGAAGGGGGGAGUUCUACUUGA
Lathyrus sativus (Indian pea) is the source of this 2235-nucleotide messenger RNA. Lineage: Eukaryota; Viridiplantae; Streptophyta; Magnoliopsida; Fabales; Fabaceae. The record is from the annotation of a GenBank genome assembly.